AUUCCACCACCUCCGCCAAGUCCACCACCAAUGCCUUUCUCACCCUUUCCUUUAUGAUGGUUCUUUUUUAACUCCCUUGCUACGAUGAUGACUUCCCUUCCCAAAUACCCCACCGCUACCAAUUCCACCUCCUCUUCCAACUCCACCACCAAUGCCAACCCCUGCACCACCUCCUCCACCAGCUCCGCCUCCUCUACCAAACCCCCAACCAGUUCCUCCACCUGCACCACCUCCUCCACAAAAACCACCGCCAGAUCCUCCUCCGGCACCCCCACCAAUACCCCCUCCUUCACCGAGCCCACCACCAGCACCACCACCGCCUCCACCAAACCCACCACCAGAUCCACUGCCAGCACCAACACCACUGCCGCCGCCUGCACCACCUCCUCCACCAGCUCCACCACCAAUGCCCCCGCCUCCGCCGCCGCCGCCACCACCGCCACCCCCAGCACCACCACCUACACCAACUCCAACCCCGACUCCGCCACCUACCCCGACGCCCACGCCAUUGCCACCACCUCCACCACCACCACCACCUAUACCAGUCCCGCCUCCAGCACCGGCACCUCUACCUACUCCGACACCCCCAUGGCCACGUUUGCCAAUGCCACCACCAAUCCCUCCACCUCCUCCGAUCCCACCACCACUUCGGCCAAUCCCUUCACCACCUCCACCACCGGCUCCAAUGCCACCACCACCCGCACCAAUGCCGCCACCAGCUCCACCCCCUCCACCAACGCCACCACCGAUCCCACCACCGGCUCCACCGCCAGCUCCACCACCUCCACCAGCGCCUCCUUUCCUAACACAGUCCUUGAGCCUUCCCUUACCGACACCCACUCGCACCUCUCCCAGCAUAGGCUUCCCGAACCCAAAGCUAAAACCCCUGCCAUCACCGAAACUAGUUGAAUGCC
This is a messenger RNA of Elaeis guineensis (African oil palm), 914 nucleotides long. Lineage: Eukaryota; Viridiplantae; Streptophyta; Magnoliopsida; Arecales; Arecaceae. The record is from RefSeq and is a predicted model, not a curated record.